Molecule: messenger RNA, 1533 nt
Organism: Vigna radiata var. radiata (mung bean)
Lineage: Eukaryota; Viridiplantae; Streptophyta; Magnoliopsida; Fabales; Fabaceae
Exons: 1
Coding region: 1-1533 (510 amino acids)
Source: RefSeq, a predicted model, not a curated record
AUGAAACAAGGGCGGGAAGAGUCAUUGAAAGGGUUCAUGGAGCGCUUCAACCGAACCGCUCGGCAGGUGCGGAACGUAGACCAACGGCUGAUAGUAAGCGCGCUUACAACAGCGCUUAGACCCGGUCCUUUCGUAGAUUAUCUGUACGAGGAGGAACCCCAGUCUAUGGGUGAGCUGCAGAAUAAGCUGGUAGGGUUUAUACGAAUAGAGGAGGGGAGGUCGUAUCGCAACGAUCAGGGGGAAGAAGGAAUAACGAGGGAGAAGUCAGGGCGGGACCGAAGAGGAGAAAAACGGUCGGUCGGAGGGGAACAUAGGAUGACGGUGAAGCGAGGGGCGGAGGUACAAAGAGGGCAACAGUAUUUCCAUCACACUCCGUUGAGUGCCCCGAGGGUGAGAGUCCUGGAGGAAGCCGUAAGGGCUAAUCUGCUGACGGUGGCACGGUCCCCGACCCCUCGGGGAGCAGAUGAGAGUAAGCAUUGCCGUUAUCAUCAGAACAUGGGACAUUCUACAGAGGAUUGUGUCACGUUGAGGGACAAGUUAGAGAGUUUGGUACAGGCUGGGCACCUGAGGGAGUUUGUCCGUAGGGAGAAUCCUAACCCGAGAGGGGCCACGGGAAGGCACAGAGGUCAAUUACCGGUCGGCCAGAGGGCUCAACCGACCGCCGAACGGACGGAGGGCGAGGGAAGUGGAGAUAGGCCUUUGAGAGGAGUAAUAAAUACCAUUUCGGGCGGGUUUGCUGGAGGAGGGGCGUCCUCGGCCGCCCGAAAGCGGCAUUUGAGAAACUUGCAUAGCGUGAACAAAGUGGGGAUCGACAGAAGAACCAUGCCAUCCAUAACAUUUUCGGAUGAGGAUUUCCAUGCACCGGACCCAUACCAGGAUGACCCCAUGGUCAUAACGGCUAUCAUCGCUCGGUACAGUAUGGGAAAGGUGUUGAUCGAUCAGGGAAGUUCGGCCAAUAUCCUGUACUGGAAAACCUUUCAGCAGAUGGAAAUACCGGACGGGUCGAUAAUGCCAUUCAACGAGCAGAUCUUGGGAUUCGCAGGAGAACGGGUUGAUACAAGGGGAUACGUGGACCUAAGGGUGAGCUUAGGAACGGAGGCGGGGGCAAAAGAGCUAAGAGUGCGCUUCCUGCUGGUAGAGGCGGAGACUUCUUACAACGUGCUGUUGGGACGACCAUGUCUUAAUGCGUUUGGAGUAAUAGUGUCUACCCCACACUUAGCGAUGAAGUAUCCAGCGGACGACGGCACAAUCCGGACGGUCAGAGUCGAUCAGAAGGUAGCAAGGGAGUGUUAUGCAGCGGGGCUAAAGGUGCAACCCCCAAGGCAUAGGGUGUGCGAGACCCGUUCGGCAGUAUCGGCUGCAGAGUUGGACCCAAGAGAAGACACCACCGACCGGGUGGAACCGAUGGGAGAAGUCCAGCCAUGUCUCCUGGAAAAUGAAGACCGGGUGACAAUGGUCGGCAAGGACCUUCAGGAGGACGAGAGGCAAAGGUUGGAGGGGGUGCUGGUGGAAAAGAAGGAUCUAUUCGCCUAG